Manihot esculenta (cassava) is the source of this 1827-nucleotide messenger RNA. Its product is annotated as probable WRKY transcription factor 27. The coding region runs from base 203 to 1441 and encodes 412 amino acids. The transcript is spliced from 3 exons. Gene Ontology annotation, biological process: regulation of DNA-templated transcription. Gene Ontology annotation, cellular component: nucleus. The record is from RefSeq and is a predicted model, not a curated record. NCBI's taxonomy places the organism in Eukaryota, Viridiplantae, Streptophyta, Magnoliopsida, Malpighiales, Euphorbiaceae. Gene Ontology annotation, molecular function: transcription cis-regulatory region binding; DNA-binding transcription factor activity.
GUCAGUGCUCCACCAUCAUUUCCUCUCUCCUUACUCGCUUUCUGUUUCCUAUGCAUCUUCUUCUCUCUAUAUUUUUUGUCCCACCCAUUCCCCAAAAGUCAGCGCCGUCCUUCGUGUUCACUACUGAUCUCUUUCGUUGCCCCAUUUGCUCAAAGAGCAGCACGAAACUAGAUUGAUUGGUUGUAAUUUCUAGGUAGAUUGGAUGCUCUCUAUGGCUGAGGACUGGGAUCUAUACGCUGUAGUGAGGAGUUGCACGACCUCUGCCACCAACACUGCAGCCACCGCAAACGCCGAAGUAUCUGGUCAAAAUGCCAACUUUGAGAACCAUUUGUGUUGCCUGGCCUCUUUGACUUUCGAAGCUGAUGAACCAUUUUCUUUUCCUGAUCUUGAAAAACCUAGAAACGAUGGAUUGCAAGAAUUGCAAGAUUCUUACAAGGCCUUUCUACCUAUCACCACUGUUCAAGGUAAUAUUCCUACCUCCUCCAUUUCUGAUUUUGGAGGAUUUAUUGGCCAAAAUCAGUCACAACUUGCACAACAGCAGCAGCAACUGCAUCAUCCUCCACCACACGGCAAUAUACCCUUCGGCCUCCGUUUCAAUCAUAGACAACCACAACCCCAACAUGCACGGCAACAGCCAAAUCAACGGCAACAGUUGCACCAGUUGGGUUCUCAAAGGCCUGAGACCAGUCCGUCUUUUCUUCCUUUACGAGCCACUCAAUCAUCGGCCUCGAGAUCAAGGAAGAAAAAGAGUCAUCAGAAGAGGCAGGUGAUGCAUGUAACAGCAGAGAAUCUCUCCAACGAUGUGUGGGCUUGGCGAAAGUACGGACAGAAACCCAUCAAGGGCUCCCCAUAUCCGAGGAACUACUACAGAUGCAGCAGCUCGAAAGGGUGUGCAGCGAGAAAGCAAGUAGAGAGGAGCAAUACAGAUCCAAAUAUGUUCAUCGUGAGCUACACAGGUGAGCAUACCCACCCUCGUCCCACCCACCGAAAUUCACUCGCCGGAAGCACCAGAAACAAAUUUUCGGCCAUACAAAAGCCUGCCAAUAAGGAAUCCGAGGAGCCAAGUGCAGAAAAGGCUCCGUGUUCGUCUCCGCUUUCGGCGACAAGUCUCUCUCCAACAACCCCACUGUCAGCUCCCAUGGACCACGAGACAGCGAAUGAGAACAUCAACACAGAGGCUGCGAAGAUGGAUGGAGCUGACUUGGAGAGCCAUGGAAUGGACAGCGACGGUGAGUAUUAUGAGGACGACGAUGAUAUUCUUAUUCCUAAUAUGACCUUCAACGAAGAUCUAAUUAAAGAUUUGCAAGAACUGGGUACCGUUGGCGAUGGUUCUUUUGGUAUUGGCAGCAACAGCAGUGGCGGCUUAGGUCAAACUCCGGAUUUUGGUGACAACUUCUUCUCUUGGUCCGUCGGUAGCUCAGCCGGCGGUGGCGGUGACUGAUAAAUCUCUCAGAAAGCUCAUAUUUUUAACAAAAAAAAAGUUUACAGCUCCAGUCGUUUGUUAGUACUAUCAUUAUUAUUAAUUUAUAUAUACAGAGAGAGAUUUUUGCAGACAAAUGCAACAGACAAUCAUAGAAACUAUAGAAUUUUGCGUAAAUUUGGUUUGUCGAAUCUGGACCGGUAUAGAUCAUGUACAAAGUGAUAAAACGAAUCUUUUCCUUCUCCAAACUAUGCUUCUGUUUAUCCCUUUAACUUUUUUCUUUGCCACUUUUUCUUAUUUAUGUAUUUUGGUUUUUUCGCCAUUUAGAAAUGCUUGGUUUCAUUUGAACUCUGAAUUUUCUUUUUCCCAGAAGAAAAACAUGUGUAAAAAGUUUCAAAUAAAGAUAU